GAUCAAACACUAAUCGGAUUAAUUUAGUCGCCUUACUAACAGCAGCCGACACUAGUAUUUACUCUACAAUAACUUUAUAAUAAAAAAAACUCAGCUCAGCUAAGAUAAUUAUCGAUGCCUUCAUUAAUUGUCUCACUUUAAUUAUUCAAAAGCAUUGCCUUUUAUAACUAUUACAAUGGAAAUGUCGGUUAGUCUCAGUCGGUCGACGGACCUGCAGUCAGUGUCGGGAAACAUGAGGAAUAUUCUACUAUUAGUCCUCUUCAUAGUUUUAAGUGUAGCCCAAAGCAGCGUUAUACCGAACGAAACUAAACCUGUACAAGAAGACGUAACAGUUACAACCGAAAAUGGGACUGUGAAGAAUUAUUCUGAAAAGGAUACGAAAUCGAAACACGAUGCUAAGGCGAUCAGUGCGGAGAGUAGGGUGUAUUUGGAGGAUGUGUUCCAUAAUUUGAAGAACCAGAACUGGACGAAGGACGAGGAGCCGUGCCUGAAUCAGACGCUCAAGUUGCUGAAAGGAUUGCAGAACUUCAGUCUCUGGGCUGUGUGGGAAUGGGACUCAAUAGCCUCCGAACCGGUGGGUCUGCUCGCCGGCAACUUGUACCAGCUGGGCAACUUCGACGAGUGUCUGGACACGCCCUGGCGGACCACCCACCCUGAGCUGAGGAUGCAGUACUGCCUCGCCAGCAUACAGCUGGAGAGAACUGAUUCCGCUGUGAAGAGGAAGCUUAAUGAACCGUUCGAUCCUUAUUCUUCGGCGCUGGAUUAUAUUCAGGACCGCCCACACCAUCUGCGUCCCCUCACCGAGAUCACGUGGGGCAUCUGCGUCCCCCAGUCCUGCUCGGGCCGCGCCAUCAGCCGGCUUCUGGCGGUGACCCUGGCCCGCAGCCACCUCGGCACCGCGGGAAUGAGGCCCCGCAUACAUGUGAAACAAGACUUGUGUCAGAACGAGGAGGUUAGGCCGUUCGAUCGAGGGUUCUACUCUUUUGUGAUAGUAGCUGUAGUUUUGACAAUUAUAGCGUUAGUCUGCACAUACUUGAACUGUGGAAAGGAUAAAGCCGAGUCUAUCAAGGGUCGAAUGAUUGAAGCUUUUUGCAUACGAGCAAAUGCCAAAGAUCUUAUGCGAAUGAAGAAAGAAGGUAUCGAGGUCUUGUACGGGAUUCGAUUUCUGACGAUUUGCUUCAUCGUGCUUGACCACAAAUUCGGAAUGAGUGGAGCACUGGCGUUGAGCAACGGUCGCCAAGUGGACACGGACGCGAUCUCGUCAGUGCUGGGCAUGCUGCUGGUGCAUGAUGACCUCUUUGUGGAUACCUUCUUCAUGCUGUCGGGCUUCCUCGCCGCCAUGAACAUGAUGAUGUUCCGCCGCUUCCCCAACCCCAUAGUGCUUAUUGUGAAGCGGUACAUCAGGCUAGUGGUGGCGCUAGCCGUGGUGGUGUACUACACGGCGGUGGUGCUGCCCUACUUGGGCUCGGGCCCGCUGUGGCCACUGGCGGUGCGGAAUGAGAGCGACAUGUGCCGCAAGAACUGGUGGCUCAACCUGCUGAUGUUGAGCAACUAUAUCGAUGUGGAGAACACGUGCCUCGUGGUGACCUGGUACAUCCCGUGCGACUUCCACCUCUUCGUGGUGUCUGUUUUCCUGGUGUGGCUGUACAGGAAUGGUCUGCCGAAGAUUAGCAUCACCCUCUCCACGGUCGUCGCCGUCGCGUCUAUUAUAGUACCAGGAGCCAUCGUCUACGCGUACAAUCUACCAGGAGUGCAGCUGUUCACUUAUGAGUUCAUCCGCGACCCUCGCAGCAGCCUGCAGUUCGCGGCGACCUACGUGAAGACCCACACCCGCGCCUCCGCCUAUGUGGUCGGGUUCAUCAGCGGCUGCGUGUUCGCGCACUACCGACAUACUGGCAACCUGAAGAGGAUCUAUCAGCCAUGGUCCUCAAUCGGGGCCGUAUCCAGCCUGGUUCUAAUGCUGGUGGUGCUGCUGAGCGGCUCGGCGUUCCUGUCGCGCGACGUGUCGGCGGCGGCGGCGGCGGCGUACGCGGCGGUCAACCGGCCGGUCUGGGCGGCUGGGGUGGCUGCGCUCGUGCUGUGCUGCGCUCUGGGGCAUGUCCCUCUCAUAAAGUCGUUCCUGAGCUGGUACCCGUGGGUGCCUCUCAGCCGGCUGGCGUACGGCAUCUACCUGAUCCACUCCGUGCUGAUCACGCGCACCAUCUUCACCUCGCGGGACGCCAUGAGCUUCGACUACUUUGAGAUGUUUGCCCAGUCAUGGAGUUUGAUCUUCGUGAGCGGGGUCAUUGCCCUGCUGAUCUGGCUGCUGGCCGAGGGGCCCGCCAACAACCUCGUCAUGAUCAUCAUCAACCCACGUCGUUUCAACCGUGACGGCGAGGCAGAAACAAGCAGCGAUGCCAGUGCACCUCACAAGGAGCCCGCGCCCGGGCCGGCGGGCACCCCGGCGCCGGCCGGGCACCUGGCGGACAACCUGCCCAGCUCCAUCAGCUUCCACUCUAAGUUCUAGGACAUAGUUAGAGUACCUAAUUUAAGGAACCUUUUAUAAGUUACAGAAAAAUUAUGACUCUAAAUUUUCAUCUCCAAUUGAAAUUAUGUUACAGAAUUUCGAUUGUUAAGGUGAUGUGGCCACGUUCUAUUACAGUCUGCAAGUGGUAUGCUGCAAAUAAAAACUAAGUACUCACUCUUAAUAAAAUUGAAACCUUCUAAGAAUGUUGACUUUGUAAACCUGCAGCUAAAGUUUGAAUAAGUAGGU
Molecule: messenger RNA, 2752 nt
Organism: Plutella xylostella (diamondback moth)
Lineage: Eukaryota; Metazoa; Arthropoda; Insecta; Lepidoptera; Plutellidae
Product: nose resistant to fluoxetine protein 6
Molecular function (GO): acyltransferase activity, transferring groups other than amino-acyl groups
Source: RefSeq, a predicted model, not a curated record